This is a messenger RNA of Bactrocera tryoni, 2102 nucleotides long. RefSeq names its product location of vulva defective 1-like. The record is from RefSeq and is a predicted model, not a curated record. The transcript has 4 exons. Gene Ontology annotation, cellular component: plasma membrane. NCBI's taxonomy places the organism in Eukaryota, Metazoa, Arthropoda, Insecta, Diptera, Tephritidae. The coding region runs from base 138 to 2012 and encodes 624 amino acids.
AUAACUGUGAACUAAAAAUCACGGCAAUCAAAACAAAAGGAUAUAUCCGAAUUCAAGUUUUUAUAAAGGGUGUUAAAAUAAUCUUUAAAACGGAUCUCUUCGUAUAAAUAACGAAAUCGAUAAUAACAAGAAACUUGAUGAAAGUUUCCAUUAUGCCACUACUCAUCGCUCUCUUAUUCCUCUUGGUGCUGAGUAAAGGGAGCUAUUCGGUUGAAUCGUUUGAGUUGGUCGGGGCAGCUUCAGAUGACGACGAUGCAAUUGCAGCACAAGGUCCAAUGAGGGACGUAACCACUAUCGCUAGCAUUGACUACGGCAUACCGAUGAAGCAAGAUGGAAUUCAUAAUGGUGAAAGUAGGGGCGAAGAAAAGGAAGAUGCGGUGGGUGUUGCUACGAAGUACUGGAAAGAUGCUCAGGCAGCAACGGCGACCAGGAAUUUCCAAUGCACAGACCACAGCACGUGUAAGACAUUAGUUUGUGUGGGUGGACCCAUAUAUGAUCUCCACUAUGAAUUCGAUUACUUUUUGGAUUGGUGCGGAAAUAAAUAUUUUGACGUCAUCAUAGAGAAUUGCACAUUCAACCAAAAUACUAUUAGCAGAUCCACAUUCUCAGGGAGUUUCAAAAUGUCCACUUUAACAAUACGAAAUUGCACACUCGACACGAUCGUUGAUAAUGCCUUCAACUACCAAACUCUGAAUAAAUUGACGAAUUUAACAUUUGUUGGUGUGCAAUUGAAAGCUUUGAACGCGCAAACGUUUCUUGGUUUGGGAACUGUGGAAAAUUUCCAAUUGUUCAAUGUGCUCAAGCAGGAAACUCUGCCCUUCAGCGCUAGUAAUUUCUUGCAACCAAUGGCUGCGAGUCUCAACAAUUUAGUGUUGCAACAAAGAGAGGAAUCAUGUUGUUCCAACAUCAUACAUGAUCCCACUGAGUGGUUGGGUGGUAACAGCACCACCGUCUUCAGUAAACUAACGUAUGUCGAUUUGAGCGGCACGAAUUUUAACGACGCACUUAACGGUAAUACAUUCGCAAAACUAACAGCAGUGCAAGAACUUCGGAUGACCAAUUGCAGUUUGAGCACAAUCGCCGAAAACGCAUUCACUGGCAUAUUGUCGACACUAAAAUCGCUCGAUUUGCGAUAUAAUCGUUUACAGACGCUGGACAGUGAACUCCUAGCCGCUGCUAUUCCCAUAGGAAUUAACAUGGAAUUGGGGUGGAAUAUGUGGAGAUGCGAUUGUGACAAUAUGGAAAUCAUAGAGUACCUGAAGCAAAUAAAAAAUAAUUCCGCGGCUGAUACCGUAUGUGCAACGCCAACAGAACUGCAGGGUACACAAAUCCGUUUUGCGCAAGUAAUAUGUGAUGGCAGAACUACGCUUACAACAAUUAUGACGACCUUAACGUCGAUAGAAGCCACUACAACUAUAGCAGUGGAAAUGACAACAAUAAAGGUCACAACCACAGAUUAUACGACUAGGGACCCGACAGAACCUAUCAGUCAAGCAACUUCCACUUCUUCUACAAAUACAAUCACCACCUCACCCUUGCCCACAUCAAUAACUGAUAUAACACCAACUACUGAAGGUGGUAAGACUGAGGGUAACACAGACUCUACUACAACAAUAAGCGCCGAUUUAACCUUUCCGACUUCAUCCUCUACCACAAAUAUAACGCCGACAACUACUGGUGAUAGUAGUGAGGAAACCACAGAAACAACAGAGUGUAACUCAGAAACUCCAUCAACUUCUUCUACGACUCCAAACAAGAACGCAACCUUGUCGACUUCAUCCCCUACAACAAGUAUAAAGUCGACCACUUCAGAUUCCACUAUCAUUAACACAACAGAGUCUCACUCAGAAACUUCAUCAACGUUUUCUACCACUGCAAACGACAACACGACCUUUCCGACCUUGUCGACUUCAUCGUCGACCACUAUUAUAAUGCCGACAACUUCAGAUGAUAGUGCUGAGGAAACAACUGUUUCUACUUCCUCGGGUGCAGUAAGUAUUCAUCGAUGGUAACAACAUAACUCAUAACACUUGGCUUGAAGUUUCUCUUUUUAAACGUGUUUUCCCAAAACAGUAUUUACCAUACUUUUCUCCCUCAUAUUA